Molecule: messenger RNA, 7305 nt
Organism: Chinchilla lanigera (long-tailed chinchilla)
Lineage: Eukaryota; Metazoa; Chordata; Mammalia; Rodentia; Chinchillidae
Gene: Dpp8
Product: dipeptidyl-peptidase 8
Biological process (GO): proteolysis
Molecular function (GO): dipeptidyl-peptidase activity; serine-type peptidase activity
Source: RefSeq, a predicted model, not a curated record
GUCCGCGCUGCCCGAGCCUCGCGGGUGGGGCGGCCGCCGCAGGGGCGUUCGGACCAGACCUGCGCCCCCGGCCUAACUAGGUUGUUCCGCCGUCGCUGCCCGCCGCAGGGCACUUUCCUGUCCGGCCGCCGCGCUUUCCGUCCCUAAGACCGUGCCUGCGCUAGCCCCUAGCGCGCCCUGCUGCCCCUCUCUUCCUCGUUCAAAGCUUGUAAUGUCUUCGUGCCCGUUUUCUUCCCCCGAAGGCAGGCGCUCCCUGUGUAGUUCAGACUGGCCCUGAGCUCGGGGCAGCCCUCCCGCCCCAGCCUCCCAAAUGCUGGGCCGCCACGCUCGGCGCAAGGUCUUCGCCCUGCUCUGCUAGACCGAUUUCCGAGCUGGCGGUGCACCCCGAAGCGUGGAACGCCAGGCUUCAGCGAGGCGGUUGGAUGGUGAGAAAAGGAGAGGCUCCUGUGAGAAGAGAGCAGGAUGAGCAGAGGAAUCCGUACUUGAAGCUGGGUCACUUGAAAAUGAUCUUUUGGUGUGUGGAAGAGAUCUGAACAGAUGAAAAUACAAUCAGGAAAAUGCAACAUGGCAGCAGCAAUGGAGACAGAGCAGCUGGGUGUUGAGAUAUUUGAAACUGCAGAGUGUGAGGAGAAUAUUGAAUCACAGGAUCGGCCCAAAUUGGAGCCAUUUUAUGUUGAGCGAUAUUCCUGGAGUCAGCUUAAAAAGCUGCUUGCUGAUACCAGAAAAUACCAUGGCUACAUGAUGGCCAAGGCGCCACAUGACUUUAUGUUUGUGAAGAGGAAUGAUCCAGAUGGGCCUCAUUCGGACAGGAUCUAUUAUCUUGCCAUGUCUGGUGAGAACAGAGAAAACACACUAUUUUAUUCUGAAAUUCCUAAAACCGUUAACAAAGCCGCAGUCUUAAUGCUUUCUUGGAAGCCUCUUUUGGAUCUUUUUCAGGCAACACUGGACUAUGGAAUGUAUUCUCGAGAAGAAGAACUAUUAAGAGAAAGAAAACGCAUUGGGACAGUUGGAAUUGCUUCUUACGAUUAUCACCAAGGAAGUGGAACAUUUCUGUUUCAAGCUGGUAGUGGAAUUUAUCACGUAAAAGAUGGAGGGCCACAAGGAUUUACGCAACAACCUUUACAGCCCAAUUUAGUGGAAACUAGUUGUCCUAACAUACGCAUGGAUCCAAAAUUAUGCCCUGCUGAUCCAGACUGGAUUGCUUUUAUACAUAGCAGUGAUAUUUGGGUGUCGAACAUCAUAACCAGAGAAGAAAGAAGGCUCACCUAUGUGCACAAUGAGCUCGCUAACAUGGAAGAAGAUCCCAGGUCAGCUGGAGUAGCUACAUUCGUGCUUCAAGAAGAAUUUGACAGAUACUCUGGCUAUUGGUGGUGUCCAGAAGCUGAAGCAACUCCGAGUGGUGGUAAAAUUCUUAGAAUUCUGUAUGAAGAAAAUGAUGAGUCUGAAGUGGAAAUUAUUCAUGUAACAUCCCCGAUGUUGGAAACGAGGAGGGCGGAUUCGUUCCGUUACCCUAAAACAGGUACAGCAAAUCCAAAAGUCACUUUUAAGAUGUCGGAAAUAAUGAUCGAUGCCGAAGGAAGGAUUAUAGAUGUCAUAGAUAAAGAACUGAUUCAGCCAUUUGAGAUUCUGUUUGAAGGAGUUGAGUAUAUUGCCAGAGCUGGAUGGACUCCAGAGGGAAAAUAUGCUUGGUCCAUCCUACUAGAUCGUUCCCAAACUCGCCUACAGAUAGUAUUGAUCUCGCCUGAAUUAUUUAUCCCAGUAGAGGAUGAUGCCAUGGAGAGACAGAGACUCAUCGAAUCAGUGCCUGACUCUGUGACACCACUCAUUAUCUAUGAAGAAACCACAGACAUCUGGAUAAAUAUCCAUGACAUCUUUCAUGUUUUUCCCCAAACUCGUGAAGAUGAAAUUGAAUUUAUUUUUGCCUCUGAAUGCAAAACAGGUUUCCGUCAUUUAUAUAAAAUCACAUCCAUCUUAAAGGAGAGCAAAUAUAAACGAUCCAGUGGUGGGCUGCCUGCCCCAAGUGAUUUCAAGUGUCCUAUCAAAGAGGAAAUCGCGAUUACCAGUGGUGAAUGGGAAGUUCUCGGUCGGCAUGGAUCUAAUAUUCAGGUUGAUGAAGUCAGAAGACUGGUGUAUUUUGAAGGCACCAAAGACUCCCCAUUAGAACACCACCUGUAUGUGGUCAGCUACGUAAACCCUGGAGAGGUGACGAGACUAACCGACCGUGGCUAUUCCCACUCCUGCUGCAUCAGCCAGCAUUGUGACUUUUUUAUAAGUAAAUAUAGUAACCAGAAGAAUCCACACUGUGUGUCUCUUUAUAAACUGUCAAACUCUGAGGAUGACCCAACUUGCAAAACAAAGGAAUUUUGGGCCACCAUUUUGGAUUCAGCAGGUCCUCUUCCUGACUAUACUCCCCCAGAAAUUUUCUCUUUUGAAAGUACUACUGGAUUUACAUUGUAUGGGAUGCUGUACAAGCCUCAUGAUCUACAACCUGGAAAGAAGUACCCCACCGUGCUCUUCAUAUAUGGUGGUCCUCAGGUGCAAUUGGUGAAUAAUCGAUUUAAAGGAGUCAAGUAUUUCCGCUUGAAUACCCUAGCCUCUCUGGGUUAUGUGGUUGUGGUGAUAGACAACAGGGGAUCCUGUCACCGGGGGCUAAAAUUUGAAGGCGCCUUUAAGUAUAAAAUGGGCCAAAUAGAAAUUGACGAUCAAGUGGAAGGGCUCCAGUAUCUAGCCUCUCGGUAUGACUUCAUUGACUUGGAUCGAGUGGGCAUCCACGGCUGGUCCUAUGGCGGAUACCUCUCCCUGAUGGCAUUAAUGCAGAGGUCCGAUAUCUUCAGGGUUGCUAUUGCCGGAGCCCCAGUCACUCUGUGGAUCUUCUAUGAUACAGGAUACACGGAACGUUAUAUGGGUCACCCUGACCAGAAUGAGCAGGGCUAUUACCUAGGCUCUGUGGCCAUGCAGGCGGAAAAGUUCCCCUCUGAACCAAAUCGUUUACUACUCUUACAUGGGUUCUUGGAUGAGAACGUCCAUUUUGCACACACCAGUAUAUUACUGAGUUUUUUAGUGAGGGCGGGGAAGCCAUAUGAUUUACAGAUCUAUCCUCAGGAGAGACACAGCAUCAGAGUUCCUGAAUCUGGAGAACAUUAUGAACUGCAUCUUUUGCACUACCUUCAAGAAAACCUUGGAUCACAUAUUGCUGCUCUGAAAGUGAUAUAACUGUGUCCUGUGUAGAACUCUGGUAUACACUGGCUGGUAACCAAAUGAGGAAGUUUAGGUGACAGAGAAUACGGAAUCAAUCAUCACAUUUUGGUACCUGCCACAUAACAUCUUCUGAAAGUGAAUCUGGUGCCAUGUAGGCAUCUACAGCUUAUGAAUAGUAAUCUUACACCUUACACACACACACACACACACACACACACAUAUGAGUGAUACCGAUUCCUGAGGGAUCCAGCAGUACCAUGAGAAUAACUGAGAGAAAUAAGACAUUAGCACCACAUGUCCAUACUCCCUAUUUUCACUUUUUAAUAGCAUUAUAAACCUCAUGGACCUAAUUAGUGUAUUUUUACAGCAUAUUUCUGAGUUUGUUCAAAUAUGAUAUUAGUGAUUGGUUUGGUUCAUUUCCAGAAUCUCUGGACUAGUUACAGAUCUGAUAGCACUUACAUGUAAUGAAUAGCUUGUGCUUCAUUGCUCGGGAUAUAUCCAGCAUGUUGAGACUAAUCGCCGUUAACCCUUCAACUUAACCAGUGAAUGACUUUUCAAGGGUAAUUCAAUGGCCUCCUAAAGAUACCUACUUUGGCUCUGACCAGUUUUUAGCCAAUUUAAAUUGUAUCUAGUAUAAAUACUUCUCACUUUUCUUUGAUGAUAUGACAGAGUGUGUUUUUUUCCUUUCUCAUAAGGCAAGUGACUGUAUAUGUAGCAUGGAUUUUAAUUAGUCUUACAAUGUUGAUAAUUACAGGCAAGAAAAAUUUAAUCAGAUGAUUAGAGACCUUAAAUAUUUGCAGGCAAGUAUCCCCCUCACCCUCACCCUUUAGAAAAAGAAAAAAGUAUAGAUAUACUCAAAUUCAGCAAAUGUAGGGCCAGUUUUCACCUGGUAUUUCCUUACUAAAACGCUGCAGUGUUUUGGGGAGGUGGAAGAGAGUCACGGUGGGAUGGGGAGACCAGGUGGAAGGAGUGAGAGAGAGGAGGUGGCAAGGGUCUGCUGAAGAACCAGGCAGAAGUAUUGUCAACAAAAACAGGACACACAUCGGGGAGGUGAAAUUUAAACUCCUAGGACGUUGGUUAAGGAGACCAGAAUUAAAUAACUCCUUUAACCCAGCUGCAGACCAGCAUGAUUCAGGGGGAUAAAGUUCCAUAGAGUUAUAAUUCUAAUUUUUAAGGGUUUUUUUUUCCCAUAAAUUUUUGAAACCUCACAUAUUUAAACUUCAUCCUUAUUAAAUUUUUGAACAUAAUUUAGGUAUUGUGAAGUAGAAGUAAAAAGGUUUUCAGCAAUCUCUUCACGAUAAACUAAUCCCUGGCAACCCUGGCUCUUUUUCCGUGUUUAAAGCCAUCUCGGAUGGCCGUGACAUUUCCCUGAUUUGGCCCUUGCACUUGACUGUGAAAGGAGUCCCUCGAUUUCAAGCACCAGUUGAGAUCUGCCCUGGCAGAGCCUUCAGGUCCUCUCAGAGCCAGGGGCAGGGAAGGUGGCUCUGGGUUUGACCCUUUUAUCGCAAGCUUCAGUGUUCAGAACUCAUUACCAGUACCUUUAAACCACACUCAGAACAGCAGCUCGGCUUGUUUCUCCCCACUCAGAGGCCGCUUGUCCCACAGAGAGCACAGUCUGUCGGUAACGGGACAGUGACUGCGUCACAGCCAGAAGCAGGGUGGAGGCGCUCCAGACAUGGGAGGGUGCCCUGGUGCUCUGUCCCUGGGAAGUGGGGGAUUGGGUUUGCUGGCUGUGUAUUUAUACUGUAUAAUAGGUUCCACAGUUGUCUUUGUUGUCUGUAUAUGUAUUGAUUUUCAUGUUGAUGGUAUUUUCUCAUGCCAAGAUUUGUUUAUAUUUUUUCAAUGUUAAAUUAAAUUGAUUUGGGUAACUUUUCUUCCCCAAGAAAGUAUUUUCCCUCAUGACUUAAGUAGAUAUGUGACUGCUGAGGGUGGCAUUGUUUGGAUUAGUUGGCCUCCAGGGAUCUAUUCUUACAUGAAUUAUAUGCCAAGUAGAAAUGCUAUAAAGUAGCUUUUAGACAGUUACUCAUUGGAAGGGUCUUACCCAUUAAGGUUUUCUUCAGUAGAGCAUCUCUUAGGGGUUAUCAAAACAAACCUUAGUUAGUAUCAUACCCUUUUAAUUCACAGGUGCUUCUCUUUUGCAUCUUGUCUUCUUUCCUCCUGUCACCAGAGGUAUUCCUUUUAUAAUUCCCAGUUGCUUAAAUACUGUUCUACUUCUCCAGGGGAGAAACGCCUGACUGAAUUCACCUGCAAAAAGGUGUCCUAAUUUGCUUUGUACAACCAGAGCAGAAAGCAUAGGCAGCUGAUACAGUCAGUGGAACUCAAAGGAGAAUUGCUUGUACCCUGACUAUGGGUAACAGUGUAAAAGGCAAGAGAUACAAAAGUAGCCGAAAAAGCACUAGGUUAAACAGCAAACUGGAUUUAUAGGUUUCAUAAAUGUAGUCGAACAACCAUCAACAAAUACAGUUACUGACCUUGGAGAGCAGUGAAACUCACAAUCUGAAACUCAUCUGGGAUGUUUACUGAAAGAAAUGCAGCGUGGAACCUAGUACUCUUAGAAGCCUGGGUUCCGUUGAUUUGGAGUAGACUAGAAAAUUGCAUUUCUUUUUUUUCUUAAUUUUUAUUGGUCCACGUUUGAUAUACACAGUAGUCACAUUCAUCAUAGGGAAUUUGUGCCUGAACAUAUCUUGAUUCUUCUUUUUUUCCCCCCACUCCCUUUCCCUCCCUUCACCCUGCCUUUCCUUCCCUUUUACAAAGGCUUUGGGAAAUUGCAUUUAUAAUGCGCUCUUCAGUAAUUCGAAAUCAGGUGUCUUGUGGAGUAGUUUAAGAAACCCUUCCUUAGAGAAUGGAGUUUGAGUAAGAAAAUAAUAGGUGACUUUUACACUGAACUGAUUUCAUAAGAACCUAAAACAAUAGUCAAGAAAGCCAUUGGCUUGGCCCCUUCUCACUCUGAAAGCAGCAGGAGGUGUUAACAUGGGAACCCCGUUGUCUGCAGUUCAUCUUGGAAGGAAGCUUUUCCCUCUGGGCCAUUCCUGGCUCCUUUCCAAAGCCUCCCAGGAGAAGGUGAAGUCACAAUAUAUGAAUUACCUUUUAAAAGACUAAGUAUAGAUACUGAUGCUAACUUUUUAAAUUACGUGUAUUCCUUACAAAAGAUAUAUCCCACUUUUCUAUAACAUUGCUCUCUCUUCAGGGGUAGAAUGAUCCCAAUAAAAUCUCUCAUUACUAAAGAAUCAUGUUUUCAAGCUGGAGUAAGUCUUUAUGUGAUCUAAUGUUCUCCUUUGCUAGAGGAGGGCUCUGCAUAGUGGAGAGAGGAGGGAGCAGACCUGCGCUCAUGCCGCCAGGGAGUGUGCAGCUGGUACCAGGCUCUCCAGACGUCCUGCAGCAUGCUGACGGAAUGAUACAUAGAGAGGGCAGAUUUAAAAGAAGUAUUUAUUAAUAUAUUCCUGUAAAACAUUUUAAAGGUAACCACAUAAAAUGGUUAAUUUUUCCAUUCUAAAGUAAAUGCUAAGCAUGCUUAUUAAUGAAGCAGUACUUCUAAUUAGUAUAUUCUGAAGUUAAUUAAAAUCGUUACACUAAACAUGGGGGAUUGGGGAAUUGGGAUAUAGAGUAGAGCCUUAAACGCAGGAGCCCACCUUAGAGCUAUUUUAUAUAUUUUUUAAAAAGGGCCAUGGCCGUAUUUAAACUAGGAGAGGUAAUGUGUGUGCCCUUUCCCAGCAGCGAGAGGAAGGAGGAAACUUCCCUGACUCCCAGCCGAACCUGUCCGCCUUCCAGCCCAGUGCCUGUGAGUAAGAGGUGCUGGGCUCUAGGUAAUAGCUUCACAAGUCCCUCUGAGAGCGAGAAAAGUCUUGUUUGUAUGUUUGUUUUUAAACAACCCCAAUACACGUUUGUGUUGUGUUCAGCAAAAUUGGAGUUGAGGUCUUUCAUUCUGGAGCAUAAGUGCCUGCUGUUCGAAGCACUGACUUGUACAAAUGAAUUGCAUGUCUCAGUCCAGUAAGUUUAUGGGUGUUCUCAUUUUCAGCUACAUGGCUUUUAAUCAUGGAAAGUGAAACAUUAGUUUUGUUGCAUUUUAUUACAGGUUCUUGGUUGCAAUAAAGAUGCUGCUGAAAUUAA